AUGAAAAUUCUACUUUUUGUUUUUAUUGGAAUCUUCGUGGUUGACGGAGUGAAAAAACUCGGGACAGAAGAAAACAAAGAGCUCCAGAAGACAUGCGGAUUAAAAGCCUUGCGAUCGAAAACGGAAGGAAAUAUCAGAUGGGAGUAUCCCUGGGCGAUGUCAUUAUACAUAGACGUCAAGGAAACAAUCAAUGGAACAACCAAAAGCAGAACCGCAGUGAUAACCGGGACGAUCAUAUCGCCUAACCACAUCUUGGCCCUCAACUUGUUCCAGAUGACUAACAACAAGUUAAAUAUUGCUGGACGAGAAUUGUUGGAGAGCAAUGGCACUUGUUUGGGAGAUCUGUUGGUUGUCCCGGAAGAGAUCAUGAGUCGAAUGGUCGUUGACUUUCAAAGUUAUGUUACAAUGAGAGAAGCUCCCUCUUCCCAACUUCCAAUAUCAAACAUUUUCAUUCCGGAUGGUUGCAGCAACUUUGCGACAGCAAAAUUGAUGGUUUUUGAGCUACCGAUCCCUCUCAAAUUCUCGAAUGACCUGAAACCUGCCUGCUUCUCGGAAUCGCCAAAAAAUUGGUUGGGAGCAACAAUGUUCCAGGUGUACGGCCCUAAUAAAAGUAAAGAAUUCGAUAGUGUGCAAUAUUCGUCGUCAAAUUGUACUAUUAAAGAACCCUUCGUGUGCGCUGAGAAAGUGGAGAAAAAAACUGGACCGUGUAUUGGUAACUAUGCGGGUAACGCGGUUGCUAACAUCAACGGACGUCACACGAUUCUUGGAUUUUAUUCAGAUGGAAACCGGAACUGCAAUAAAGAAUCUAACACCGAACCCGAUUAUAAGUUCAUCGAUGCCUCCUUCUAUCGGGAUUCCAUUUGUAAAUCCUUUGGAAUAUGUGUAUCCGCCAAAAAACUGCCCUUUGCUGAUACACUCACCAAAAAAGAAAAAAUGCCGAAUGCCAAAAUGGGAGGCAGUACAACGAAUGCAUCUGAACCGAUGGAAGUGAAUAUUGGAAGUGAAAAUUUGAGCAACCCAUCUCGUGAGAUCAACAUAAAUAUCUUCUUGGAUGGAAAGAAGAGAACCUAA
Molecule: messenger RNA, 1071 nt
Organism: Caenorhabditis remanei
Lineage: Eukaryota; Metazoa; Nematoda; Chromadorea; Rhabditida; Rhabditidae
Exons: 3
Coding region: 1-1071 (356 amino acids)
Source: RefSeq, a predicted model, not a curated record